GUGCAGUUGGUUCAACAGCAGUGAACAUGCAGAGUGCCGGAUAACAUUUUCAGGAUACUUUCCAAACAUUUGGGAAUUUUAUGAUGCUGACAUAGCCGGUGAGCCAUGAUGAAUGAAAGGGGGAUUCAGGGUUUUGCCCCUGACCAGUUAUCAGGGAGCCGGCACACCUUUGGCACCACACGCCACCCGUUCCUCACUGACCUCUGUCCGUCUAAGCGGGUCUGUUUCUACAAGAGCGGAGACCCUCAGUUCAGCGGUCUGCGCAUGGUCAUCAACAACCGCACAUUUAAAUCCUUCGAUGCCCUCCUGGACAGUCUGUCGAAGAAGGUCCCCCUUCCAUUUGGGGUGAGGAACAUCACCACCCCUCGAGGUGUCCAUCCAGUCCACACUUUGGAUGAGCUUGAGGAUGGGAAGUCCUAUAUCUGCUCUGACAGCAGGAAGGUGAAACCUAUCAAUCUGGCCUUGGCCAGAAGGAAGAUGCCACCGUGGUACCAUGCCAGGCCUGUUACUGCCCGUCGCCAAGCCGUGCAGCUGGCCAGGCUUCACGCUGGCCGAGCCACCAACAAGCACGAGCCUGUGGUUGUGCGCACACCAAAGAAGCUGACAGUUUUUCGCAAUGGUGACCCUGCUGUAAAAUACACUGUGAUACUGCAGAAGAGGACGACCCCCACCUUUGAGUCACUGCUGGAGUAUAUGACAGAGCUGAUGCAGUUCCAUGUGGUGAAGUUAUACACCCCUGAUGGAAGACGUGUUGACGGCCUCCCAGCCUUGAUAUUGUGCUCUGGGGCUGUAGUGGCUGCAGGAAGGGAACCUUUCAAGUAUGCAAGUUAUAAUACACAGAAAUCACCUUCUUCAACACGGCUGUCCAGCCGUCGAAUGGGUCCGAGAAGACUAAAGGCAAUACACCGUAAGUCUAUUCAAGAAUACAUUGUGAAUCGGAUACAAAACUCCAUCACUGGAAGUUUAUGCGACUUCCCCAGUAACCCGACAGACUCUAUGGAACUGGAACCAGGCCGCACGCUGGAGUCUGUAGCACAAACGGAGGGGGACACCUGCCUUGGUUAUGGAACUGAAGGGCACGAGGGCUUUCUGCCCACUGAUGAUGACAUCGAGAAGUCUUUUCGGGUGAACCAAGAUGGCAGCAUGACAGUGGAGAUGAGGGUGCGACUCACAAUUAAAGAGGAGGAAACUGUCCAUUGGACAACCACCCUGAGCAGGACCAGUGUAGCCAAUCAGUUUAAUACAACCCAUUUACCUGACCCUGAACCUCAGCUUGAGCAGAACAGCUCUCUUAAUUCCAGCCCAGUGGAUUCACAAAACCCCGCAUCCUCCACAGACAGCAUGCACUGGAAAAAACCUAAAGAUGACGAUGAUGACGACAAUGAUCCACCGUCACUGGAUAAUGGAGUUGCCAGUGAGAAUGGUGAUGAGGAGGAUAAUGUCAAAGUCCAGGUGGAUAUGGCGUCCCCAAGGAGGGCUCCCACCCCAGGACCCAGGCAAGUUAGAAAGAAGCAAGCAUCUGUGGAGAGUAUAACGUCAGUGACAGCAGAGGAGAUUCAGGAAGGUGUGGUUGGCUCCUACAUGUACAGAGAAGAGACUGAGAGCGGAGCCAUGACCGAACAGUAUUGCAUGGUGAAGCAGAGUAGCACGAGACCGGUGCCCAAACCCAGAAGGAUGGACUCUCUCACUAGAAAUUUAACCACAUUCACAUCAACAGAGGUGGCUGACAUCCUACAAUUUGAAGAGAGUGGGGAGGAGGCCGGCUACCUCAGAUACAGCGCGGUAUUCCUUCAAUAA
Myripristis murdjan (pinecone soldierfish) is the source of this 1797-nucleotide messenger RNA. Its product is annotated as oxygen-regulated protein 1-like. Gene Ontology annotation, biological process: axoneme assembly; retina development in camera-type eye; photoreceptor cell development. The record is from RefSeq and is a predicted model, not a curated record. The transcript is spliced from 5 exons. Bases 106 to 1797 code for a protein of 563 amino acids. Lineage: Eukaryota; Metazoa; Chordata; Actinopteri; Holocentriformes; Holocentridae. Gene Ontology annotation, cellular component: axoneme.